CAUCAACGAAGGCGGGAGGCCGGGGUGGAGGGAAACCGGGAACCGGAAGUGAAGGCAGAUUCCCUUCUUCGUCGCUGUUGCAGCCGCCAUACGUCUUUGCCUUGCUCAGCUCUUCUGUCAGAAACUAGUGUGUUUCUUUUCCUCUUCUGUUCCUCAAGCCCCCCCUCCCCUUCCUCCUCUUGUCUUCCUUUAUUCUGCGUUAACCCAUCUGGAGACCCUUCCCCUUCGCCUGCCGGCUCAGUUAUGGCGGAGAACGAUGUGGACAAUGAGCUCUUGGAUUAUGAAGAUGAUGAGGUGGAGACGGCAGCUGGGGGAGAUGGGGCUGAGGCCCCUGCCAAGAAGGAUGUCAAGGGCUCCUAUGUCUCCAUCCACAGCUCUGGCUUUCGUGACUUCCUGCUCAAGCCAGAGUUGCUCCGGGCCAUUGUUGACUGUGGCUUUGAGCAUCCGUCAGAAGUCCAGCAUGAGUGCAUCCCUCAGGCCAUCCUGGGAAUGGAUGUCCUAUGCCAGGCCAAGUCAGGCAUGGGAAAGACAGCGGUGUUUGUGCUGGCUACACUGCAACAAUUGGAGCCAGUUACUGGACAGGUGUCUGUACUGGUGAUGUGUCACACUCGGGAGUUGGCUUUUCAGAUCAGCAAGGAGUAUGAGCGCUUCUCCAAAUACAUGCCCAGCGUCAAGGUCGCAGUGUUUUUUGGUGGUCUGUCUAUCAAGAAGGAUGAAGAGGUGCUGAAGAAGAACUGCCCGCAUAUCGUCGUGGGGACCCCUGGCCGCAUCCUAGCCCUGGCUCGAAAUAAGAGCCUCAACCUCAAACACAUAAAACACUUUAUCUUGGAUGAAUGCGAUAAGAUGCUUGAACAACUCGACAUGCGUCGGGAUGUCCAGGAAAUUUUUCGCAUGACCCCCCAUGAGAAGCAGGUCAUGAUGUUCAGUGCUACCUUGAGCAAAGAGAUUCGUCCAGUCUGCCGCAAGUUCAUGCAAGACCCUCCUCCCGUCUUCGUGGAUGAUGAGACGAAGCUGACGCUGCAUGGAUUGCAGCAGUACUACGUGAAACUGAAGGACAACGAGAAGAACCGGAAGCUCUUUGACCUUCUGGAUGUCCUUGAAUUCAACCAGGUGGUGAUAUUUGUGAAGUCUGUGCAGCGUUGCAUUGCUCUGGCCCAGCUCCUAGUGGAGCAGAACUUCCCAGCCAUUGCCAUCCACCGCGGGAUGCCCCAGGAGGAGAGGCUUUCUCGGUAUCAGCAGUUUAAAGAUUUUCAACGACGGAUUCUCGUGGCUACCAACCUGUUUGGCCGAGGCAUGGACAUCGAGCGGGUGAACAUCGCCUUUAACUACGACAUGCCUGAGGAUUCAGACACCUACUUGCAUCGGGUGGCCAGAGCAGGCCGGUUUGGCACCAAGGGCUUGGCCAUCACAUUUGUGUCAGAUGAGAAUGAUGCCAAGAUCCUCAAUGAUGUGCAGGAUCGCUUUGAAGUCAAUAUAAGUGAGCUGCCUGAUGAGAUAGACAUCUCCUCCUACAUUGAACAGACACGGUAGAGGACUCACCCACCCAUUCUGGAAUGUGACAGUUCCUCUUCAGGAGACCAUACCAGGCGUGGGGGUGAAGGAGACACUACUGCUACCAACCCCGGACAGCCCCAGUCCCCCACCCCAUGACUUCCCUCUGGCAUCACCACCACUCCUAAAGCCCAUUUCCCUGAUUUGUCAGAAUUUUUUUUUUUUUUAACAAAACUAAAAAACUCAUGUGUCUGUGGUGUCUA
This is a messenger RNA of Odocoileus virginianus texanus, 1754 nucleotides long. The record is from RefSeq and is a predicted model, not a curated record. NCBI's taxonomy places the organism in Eukaryota, Metazoa, Chordata, Mammalia, Artiodactyla, Cervidae.